AUGUCCGUACGGAUGAUAGGAAGUCUAGGCGAUAAGGAGGCUGACCUAGACCUCAGGAAGAAGGAGGAGGCGGCUCGUCUAAAGCAUUUAAAUGCGGCUAGGGACGCACAGUUACUGAGAGAACAGACCUUCGAUAUCAUUACAUGUGCAUCUAAGCUGCAGGGGCUUGAUGCUGGGGAUGGCCCCAUCACAUCGAUGUACAAUGGGGCACGAGAUGGAGGUAAAGGGGGAAUGCCUGAUACCUUCCAGGACUACAAUAUAGUCUCCAAUCUCUCCCAUGGUGUUCAUCAUUGGGCCCAUCCAGAUGACCGACCGACAGGGGAAGGAGGCCGAUAUAGAAGGGAGGAACGUCUGAUACCAUCUCGGGCUGUAAAGGACUAUGAUAUAAUAAAUACGCGGUAUCUACAUGGGCAUGAUAGUAAGGCGUCGAAGGAGGCUAGGUUAUGGAAAGCUGUGGCAGCUGCUAAAUACAGAGCGAGGAACCGCUUCGACCCCGUACUCCAGCGCUAUACUGACUCACGGGAGGAUACCUGCAUGCUGCAGCAUACGAAGGCUAUGGAGGCUGAGAGGGUGGACAGGGCUUUGGCACAGCAGCCACCCUGCAUGAGGUCCCUUGGAGGGGGACGCCCCACUAACCAUUGGAACCUCGUUACGCAUGAGGUGAACAACCCAGGAGUAUUGAAGGCGAUGGAUGUGGCUGCUGAGGAGAGGAAGGAGAGGUUCAAGAACCGCUACAUUAUGGAGGGCAAUUGGCAUGUCCGUGAAAUCAAUAGAGGAAAUGUGGAGAGGAGUAGAAGGAUGAAUGUCAUCAGCCAUGAUCGGCAUGGCAGAGAAUAUUGGAGUCCCCGAGUGGCAGUCGACGAUCGGAGUGCAGUGGGACCUCCCUACCCAAGCGUUGGGAAGGGAAGAGGUCUCCAUCCACUCGAGCAGGUAAUACCGAAGCUGCCUCUACCAAAGCCAGCUGAUGAUGGUUGUGCUUCUCGCAGCGGUGUGUGA
Messenger RNA from Perkinsus marinus ATCC 50983, 996 nucleotides. RefSeq lists its product as hypothetical. The transcript has 10 exons. The coding region runs from base 1 to 996 and encodes 331 amino acids. NCBI's taxonomy places the organism in Eukaryota, Perkinsozoa, Perkinsida, Perkinsidae. The record is from RefSeq and is a predicted model, not a curated record.